AUGGAUUUGUCAACCAACCUUUGGUCUUAUAAGGUUGGUUUGAAUGGUGAGAGGAAACGUUUAUAUGAUUCGAAAUCACAUGUCGGUGUAUCAUGGAACACUAAUUCACCCCAUAUUCCUAUUGGAAAACCUAUGACUUGGUAUAAGGCAGAGUUUAAAGCUCCUUUGGAAGAAACCCUAUUGUGGUGGACUUCCAAGGCCUGGGUAAAGGACAUGCUUGGGAAAAGUGCAACACCAAUUGUGGAAGUCCAUCGCAAAGGUGGGUACCAUGUACCAAGGUCAUUCUUGAAUGAUGACAUGAACACAUUGGUUUUAUUUGAAGAAAUAGGUGGUAAUCCUCAAAAUGUUCAGUUCCAAACUGUGACAACGGGAAUUAUUUGUGCUAAUGUACAUGAAGGUGCACAACUAGAACUAUCAUGCCAAAAUGGACAAGUAAUUUCACAAAUCCAGUUUGCUAGCUUUGGAAGUCCACAAGGUCAAUGUGGUUCUUUUAAGAAAGGCUCUUGGGAAGCUACAAAUAGUAAAUCUGUUGUGGAAGCUUCAUGCAUAGGAAAAAGUAAUUGUGGGUUUAUAGUCACAAAAGAAAUGUUUAGUGUUCCACUUGGCGUAACAAAUAGUAUAGCUAGAUUAGCAGUGCAGGUGACAUGUUAA
Messenger RNA from Vicia faba (fava bean), 651 nucleotides. The record is from the annotation of a GenBank genome assembly. NCBI's taxonomy places the organism in Eukaryota, Viridiplantae, Streptophyta, Magnoliopsida, Fabales, Fabaceae.